This is a messenger RNA of Rotaria sordida, 599 nucleotides long. Lineage: Eukaryota; Metazoa; Rotifera; Eurotatoria; Philodinida; Philodinidae. The record is from the annotation of a GenBank genome assembly.
AUGGUCGAUAACCUAUAUCUAGAUCAAAUUGGAGGGAGAAAAAAAAUGUUGUUUUUUUUUGUUCCCUGGGGGGUACCAGGGCAAAAAUUUUUUCAAAAAACCUUUUUUUUCUUUGUUUUAAAAAAAAAAGAUAUAGUUUUGUUCAGAAUUUGAUGCUGAUUCUAACCAUGUAAUUUUUUUCAAAGAAUGUUGGGGGCGGAAAAAUGGCCUUACCGCCACUUGUCCUUUGUUUGUUUUUUUAUUCUCUCAAGAGUUACUAAAGAAUACUGUUACCAUUCAGGCAAACAAUAUAACUAUGGAAAUAGGAUAAAAAAUAAUAAUUAUCUUACUUAAUUAUUAUGAAUAAGAAAAAAGUGUAGAGAAAGAUGAAUUAUAUAUUGUUCUCCAUUUAUUCUAGAAUCUCAAACAAUGAGCCCUCAUCAUCAUUAUCAUUACCAUCGAGUAAUUCAUCAAGUAGUAAUACAACGCCUGUAUUAUCUUCUGUUUCAUCAAUGAAACCAGUAUCAUUGAUGUCAAUAGAACUCAAUGAUACAUAUGAUGUGAGUUCAAGAAGAGAUUCUUCUUCAACAGCAAACAAUAUCAACAACAAUCGUUGGUGA